Cladocopium goreaui is the source of this 1410-nucleotide messenger RNA. Lineage: Eukaryota; Dinophyceae; Suessiales; Symbiodiniaceae. The record is from the annotation of a GenBank genome assembly.
CAAAGAUCUCUUCCAGCCAUGACCACCGCGCAGCGCUGGCCGGUGGCACCUGAAGCCAAUGAAUGGCACUGGAAGAGUUGGGCGAGUAGGAGCAGUUUCCAGGAUGCCUGCGACGACUGCGGAUCAGCCUGUAAGUAUGGAUGGCGCGCGACAAAUGGCCAAUUUUACUGCAAGUCUUGCUGGGACAACUGGCACGCGCCUCGAGUUUUUUCUCGCGAAGCCAGAAGCUCUAGACCCCUGAAGAGAGGCUUUCGAAUCUUCAAUGGCGGCUGCUUUUGCUGUGCACCCGAUCCAUCAAUGCCACCUCCUUCCAUACCACCACCGCGGCACACACCAGAGGAGCUUCGAGACAUGGCAUACUGCGAUGCUCAUUGCCACCUUGACAUUCUGCUACACAAUCUGAAGAAUGGUGGAACUCUUUGGGGGGGCAAAGAAAAAAUCUGUAAGAUGUGGCAGACAGGCGACUGUUGGUACGGCUACGACUGUCAGUUUGCUCACGGAGAACAUGAUCUCCGACCCCGCAAGGCCUUGUCGGCAGAGCACGUGGAAAAGUAUCUCUUGAGGGUUCGCAGCGACCCACAAAUGGCAUCGUUGAAAUGGGUCGUGACGAAUUGUUGUGAGUUGGAAGCCAUCGAAGACACAAAGGUCAUCAUUGAAUGCGCUGAUCAGCUUGGCUUGGACUCGGUCUAUUGCACCUUGGGCUGUCAUCCGCAUGAUUACCGGGACUUCACAGAAGAGGCUGAGAAGCAACUGCGUGAAGCCAUUGAGGUUUUUGGUAAGCGCUUGGUGGCCGUGGGAGAGUGUGGCCUGGAUUACUGCAAGAACUUCGAUGAAUCCAACGACGUAGAUGAGAGAGCACGGAUGAUGGACGUCUUUGCGCGGCAAAUUCGCAUGGGAGUGGACCACAAUCUUCCCGUCGUCGUCCAUGCCCGCGAUGCGGACGCCGAUACCUUGGAAGUGCUGAAGCGAUUUCUUCCCAAGGAGCACAAGGUCUACAUCCAUGCGUACCAAGGUGGCCAAGAGAUGAUGAGAGAAGCCCUCAUGGAGUUUCCCAAUUGCAUCUUUGGUGUGAGCAGCAUGGUUUGGUGCAGUGAAGGAGCGAAGGCCACAGCCAUCCAUUGCCCCCUGGAGCGCAUGGUUCUGGAGACGGACGCACCCUACCUGGCCAAGGAGCCUUUUGAGAUACCCAGCCUCGCAGAGAAGAUAGCAGAGCUGAAAGGCACCACGAUGCAAGAAGUGCUCAAGGUGACCUUGGAUGUGAGUGAGAAGUUUUACGGCCUUGGCGAUUGAUCGAAACAUUGCUCGUUGCCUUAGCCAAUGUUCGUAGCUCGCGCCGUAGACGGCAUCAUUUUUGAUCGUUUGUGAAGGCGCCCCGUGGCCGGUGUGUAAAGGCGCCUCUUUGAUUUACUC